ACUGAGAAACACAGACACACACACGCACAUCUGUUCUGAGCUCCAACAGAAACCAUGCUCAAUUUUCUCUCUUUGAUGCUAAUUUCAGUUUUAGCCAAGCAUGCGAGUCCAUCAGGACGAGUCCAGCGCUCCAUCGGCAGAACUUUCAGAUCAAUGCUGACCGUCCAUAACGGGAUGAGAUGGGGAUCAUGGGGUCAGAAAGAGAUGUGUCCAACUGGGAUGUACGCCGCAGGAUUUAGUCUAAAGGUGGCAGGUAUGUGGGAGUCUCUGCUGGUUGGCGAUAACACAGCACUCAAUGGUAUUCGUCUUCAUUGCAUCAACCCAUCUACAAAAUCAUCUGCUCCAUAUGAUGAUUACGCCACCGUUCAGUCGGAUGUAGGAAGCUGGGGAAAAUGGUCAGAUAUCAAAUGGUGUCCAAGUGGAUUCCUGAUGUCUUUUCAAUUGAGAGUGGAGCCCUACCAAGGCACCUGGGAUGACACGGCUGCAAACAACAUCAGGUUUAAAUGCAGUGUAAACGCAGAAGAGCUGCAGGGAUCUGGGAUGUCCUGGGGCGAAUGGGGUGACUGGAGCGAGACCUGUGGAGGAAGGGGAAUCUGUGGGAUCGAGACUAUGGUGGAGGAACCGCAGGGUGUAGCAGACGACACCGCACUCAAUGACCUGCGCAUCUACUGCUGCGACUAAACUGACAUAAUGAUGCAUUGGAUUUACUACACUUUAUUUAAGAUGAGUGGGUUGCAAACCAGUUAUAUGGGCUGAAUUUAAACACAAAUGAAGUUGAACAUUACUGCAUUUCAUUUGUUUGUUUAAAUUUAGCCCAUAUAAAUUGUUUGCAACCACUUACCUUAAAAAUAUUCAAUAAAUCCAAUGCAUCAUUGUUUUAAAUGCAUAUAGUAGAGCUGUAAAGCAGAGGGAAUUCAACAACUAUUGAAAGAUUUCUCCAGUUAUAUCAAAACAUCUGUCGCAGAAUUAUUAUUUUUAUUCUUCUUCAAAUAUUUCCUAAAUGAUGUUGAACAGAGUCAGGAAAUUUUCACAGUAUUUCCUCUAAUAUUUUUUCUUCUGGAGAAAGUCUUAUUUGUUUUAUUUCAGCUAGAAUAAAAGCAGUUUUUAAUUGUUUUAAAGCCAUUUUAAGGUCAAUAUUAUUAGCCCCCUUAAGCAAUAUUAGUUUUGGAUUGUCUCCAGCAGCGGUUCCCAAACUUUUCAUUCCACAACCCCCAAAAUAACAAUGCCAGUGACUCGCGACCUCCAAUACCCUCUGAGGUGGUUAGAAAUUUAGAAACUUUGCAUGCAACGGUGCACACACACCAAUAGGUCCAAGUCUAUUAUUCGUUUAAUGUUUUUUAAAUAUAUGUCAGUGCUGUAAAUGUUCCAGAACGUUUAACCUGGUGUCAUAAAACCAAUCUGACGCCAUUGCUGUGUCCUAAUAUAAUGUAAUCACCCUUCCAA
This is a messenger RNA of Danio aesculapii, 1443 nucleotides long. RefSeq names its product vitelline membrane outer layer 1 homolog b (gene vmo1b). The record is from RefSeq and is a predicted model, not a curated record. Lineage: Eukaryota; Metazoa; Chordata; Actinopteri; Cypriniformes; Danionidae. The transcript has 4 exons. Bases 55 to 681 code for a protein of 208 amino acids.